This is a messenger RNA of Hibiscus syriacus, 933 nucleotides long. RefSeq names its product E3 ubiquitin-protein ligase ATL23-like. The record is from RefSeq and is a predicted model, not a curated record. The coding region runs from base 214 to 717 and encodes 167 amino acids. Lineage: Eukaryota; Viridiplantae; Streptophyta; Magnoliopsida; Malvales; Malvaceae. The transcript has a single exon.
UAGUGUUCCUUUUUGGCUUGUUUGCCACGAAACGCGUCAUCUCUAAAGCAAUCGACGAUUCCUGGUUUUUCCCUUUCCCAAAUAUGGGCGUUACCACCUCAAUAUCUCUCUCACUCAAAGCCUUCCCCCGCACUUGACCCUUCAAAAGAAGGGAUUCUCCUUACCCCUAAACUUCACACUUUUUAUUUUCUUUUCAUAAGCCAGCAAACUAUUAUGCGCCAUGGAGCGCAAUACCCGCUUCCGCCUCUCCUUACUCCUGCUCCAUCUCCCACCCUAAACGCGGCCGCCACAGGCGGCGGCCACGAUCAUCCAAUGCUGGUUUCCGUUUUCUUGGCCCUUUUUCUCCCAUGCGCUGGCAUGAGUGCAGUUUUCAUUGUUUAUAGUUGUCUUUUAUGGUAUGCCUCGAAUUAUCGGACUCAUAAUAAUUCGGGGUCGUCCUCGGCGAUUAAGGAGGUGGGUGAGAAAGGGCUGUCUGUUUCAGAGCUGGAAAAGCUGCCCAAGGUUACCGGGAAGGAGCUCGUGUUGGGGACCGACUGUGCAGUUUGUCUCGAUGAGGUCGAGGCUGAGCAGCCAGCUAGAAUGGUUCCCGGUUGUAAUCACGGGUUUCAUUUGGAAUGCGCUGAUACAUGGCUUUCUAAGCGUCCGGUUUGUCCAGUUUGUAGAGCCAAGCUUGAGCCUAAGUUGUUCGAUUAUCCUUCUCAUCAUGAUCCCCGAUAAGCUUUAAGCCCUUAACUUCUACAGAAAAAAAGGGGGUCUUCUCUCAAGUUCAGUACUGUUCGAUGUUCAUACGAAGGUUUUUUUUCUUGGAGAGGAAGAGAAUAAAGGCGUCACCUAAGUUAUGUUAUAUAUUUCAUAUCAGCAUUCAUGUAUAAAUUUUCUCUUUUCCAGUUAUAUUUUGAUGUUGGUGGAAAUAAUUCCUCUUCAUAUUUACUC